AUGACACCUGCCGCCCCGCCCCUCGGCCGCCCAUUGGCCCGCCCCCCGCCGUUGCCCGGCGACCCGCCGAGCCCUGCCAUUGGCUCUCCCGCCCCACGUGACCCCUCCCUCCCCUCCCGCCCCUCCGCGCCGUUGCCCGGCGACCCGCCUUCCCCGCGCCGCGCUCUCCCAUUGGCCCGCCCGCCUCACGUGACCCCUCCCUCCCCUCCCCGCCGUUGCCGGGCGACCCGCCGCGCUCUCCCAUUGGCCCGCCCGCCUCACGUGACCACCCGCUUCCCCUUCCCCCCCGCCCCGUUGCCAUGGCGACCCGCCUCUUCCUCCCCCCCCCCCCGGGGGGCCAGCUUCUCCUCGGCCGGGGAUUGGCCGAAAGGGCGGCGUGAGGGGGCGGGGCUGGGCGUGACGUCACGGCGCGGGGCCCCCUUUAUAAGCGGCGGGGCGGGGCGGGGCGGCGGCAGAGGCCGGCGGCGCCAUGGAGGGCAGCUACGAGGAGUGCGCGGAGGCGGCGCGUGGCUGCGGGCGCGGGUGCCCACCCCCCCGCGGGUGGCCCUGGUCUGUGGGUCGGGGUUGGGGGCCCUGGCCCAGGACCUGGAGGACGCCCAGAGCUUCGACUACGCCGACAUCCCCCACUUCCCCCGCAGCACCGUGCAGGGCCAUGUGGGGCGGCUGGUUGUGGGGCGCUUGGGCUCCGCCCCCUGCGCCGUCCUGCAGGGCCGCUUCCACCUCUACGAGGGCUACAGCCCCGCCCAGGUGGGUCCCGCCCCGUGGCGCUUGCCGGUGCGGGUGCUGGCGCUGCUGGGGGCGCACACGGUGGUGCUGACCAACGCCGCCGGCAGCCUCCGGCCCUUCCUCCGCCCCGGCCACCUCCUCGUCCUCACCGACCACAUCAACCUGCCCGGCUUGGCCGGGCGCAGCCCAUUGGCCGGCCCUAACGACGAGAGGUUCGGCCCCCGCUUCCCGCUCAUGGUGGGCGCCUACGACGCCGGGCUGCGGCGAUUGGCCCUGGCCUUGGCCCCCCAGCUGCGGGCACGCCCCGGCGUGUAUUGCGGGGUGGGGGGGCCCAGCUACGAGACCUGGGCCGAGUGCCGCUUCCUCCAGCGCGUGGGGGGGGACGCCGUCGGCAUGAGCACGGUGAUGGAGGCGGUGGCGGCGCGGCACUGCGGCCUGCGUGUGCUGGGGCUGUCGCUGAUCACCAACGUGGCGGUGGAGGAGAGGGAGGAGGAUGAAGAGAAGGGGGGGGAGGGGCGGGUGGGGGAGGGGCAGCCCCCCCCGGCCCCGCCCCCCGGUCACGAGGAAGUGCUGGCCGCCGCCCAAGCCGGAGCUCGGCACCUCCGCACCCUCCUGGUGGCUUUG
This is a messenger RNA of Harpia harpyja (harpy eagle), 1350 nucleotides long. It is a transcript of the gene PNP, whose product is annotated as purine nucleoside phosphorylase. Gene Ontology annotation, molecular function: purine-nucleoside phosphorylase activity. Gene Ontology annotation, biological process: nucleoside metabolic process. Lineage: Eukaryota; Metazoa; Chordata; Aves; Accipitriformes; Accipitridae. The record is from RefSeq and is a predicted model, not a curated record. Gene Ontology annotation, cellular component: cytoplasm.